UACAUAUCCCCGUUCGUUCCAUUAUCAAUCUCGCCUUUCACCUCCAUUAUUUUUUUGACCGACGGCGUCUGAGUGUACUAUACUGCCAUGGCCCAGCGUCAGGUCACUGCUUUUCCCUGCCCUCCUUCCACCAUCUCCUUUAUCAUCUUCCACGUUGCUCUCCCACUACCACUCGUUUGAUCUCUCUCUCUCUCUCUCUCAUACUCCCCCCACCCUUCUGCCCCUCUCCUCCAUCAAUAACACGCACUUCGCACUACCUUCUUUUCCUCCUCCCUCCCCCUCGUUCUUUUCCAGUGCGUGCAGAAUUUGCACUCCGCUCCUGCUACUAUUCACUUAUGAGUUCCGCCUCUGCUUCUGAAGCCGCCGCCGCCGCCUCCAACUCCUCCACGGAGUCCCUGAACGGCUUGAAGUUCGGUCAGAAGAUAUACUUCGAGGAUGUGGGUGUGGGAGGUCCUGUGAAAUCCAGCGGUGGGGCGUCGGCGUCCUCCGCAGGGGUGACCCCGCCUAAGAAGGGAAGGGGGAGUGGGGCUCAGGGGGCUCAGCCUCCGAGGUGUCAGGUGGAGGGCUGCAAAGUAGAUCUGAGUGAUGCCAAGGCUUACUAUUCCAGACAUAAAGUCUGUAGUGUGCACUCCAAAUCACCCAAGGUCGUUGUCGCUGGUCAAGAGCAAAGGUUUUGCCAACAGUGUAGCAGAUUUCACCAGCUCUCUGAAUUUGAUCAAGUAAAGCGAAGCUGUCGCAGGCGACUUGCUGGUCAUAACGAAAGGAGGAGAAAACCCCCACCUGGCUCCCUGAUGGCUUCUCGAUAUGGCCGACUUGCUCCAGCUAGUUUUGAUAACAACAAUAGCAGAGGUGGUGGAUUUCUAAUGGAAUUCGCUUCAUAUCCUAAACUUAGCCUAAGAAAUUCGAUGCCAACACCAACAUCAUCUGAGCAGCUUCCUGGGAAUCCAACAGUGACACUUCCAUGGCAGGGCCAUUCAGAGUCUCCAUCAUUGCUUUUCUUGCAAGCAGGUUCUCCAGUUGGCGGGACAAGCUACUCUGGCUCCAGAAAUUCUUCAUCAGGGGAAAGCUUUUCAGGAUUGACAGACUCAAGCUGUGCUCUCUCUCUUCUGUCAAACCAAGCUUGGGCCCCUCGAAACAGAGCACCAAGUCUUGGUACAAAUAAUUUUAUGAGCUUUGACGACACGCCCAUCACACAACUCCCUGCAUCUUCUCAUCAUGGACAUGGAACUUCCCUCCAUCAUCAACUUUCAAAUGCCUCAUGGUGUUUUAAGGGCAUUGAUGCUGCUGCUGCUGAUAGCUGUUCUCAUGACAUUGUCCCUGACUUGGGCCUGGGUCACCAAAUUUCGCAGCCUAUCAGCAGCCCUCUUCCUGGGGAGCUUGACGUGUCACAACAGGGCAGGAGGCAUUACAUGGAUCUAGAGCAGUCGAGGGUCUAUGGUGAUUCUCAGCAUCACAUGCACUGGUCUCUCUAGAGUGCUUCUUCCAUCUCUUGCCUGCGUUUUGUUUGAACUGUAUGUGAUGUGUUGAAUACAGGAUCUCGUUGAUUGAUCAGACAGUAUUUUGGUUUGUUAGAAGGUUUAAAACUCAACCUUCUUCACAUACGAUGGUUUUUAAAUCUUUUUGUUGUCGUGA
This is a messenger RNA of Prosopis cineraria, 1632 nucleotides long. RefSeq names its product squamosa promoter-binding-like protein 9. The coding region runs from base 336 to 1472 and encodes 378 amino acids. Gene Ontology annotation, cellular component: nucleus. The transcript is spliced from 3 exons. Lineage: Eukaryota; Viridiplantae; Streptophyta; Magnoliopsida; Fabales; Fabaceae. The record is from RefSeq and is a predicted model, not a curated record. Gene Ontology annotation, molecular function: DNA binding.